Molecule: messenger RNA, 498 nt
Organism: Closterium sp. NIES-65
Lineage: Eukaryota; Viridiplantae; Streptophyta; Zygnematophyceae; Desmidiales; Closteriaceae
Source: the annotation of a GenBank genome assembly
AUGUGGAGAGAGGGGGAGGGAGGGGAGGGGGGGGGAGGGGGAGCGGGAGGGGGAGGAGGAGGAGGAGGAGGAGGAGGAGGAGGAGGAGGAGGAGGAGGAGGAGGAGGAGGAGGAGGAGGAGGAGGAGGAGGAGGAGGAGGAGGAGGGGGAGGAGUGAGGGGAGUGGACGGUGGUAGUGAGGGGAGUUGGGAUAGAGAAGGGGAGGAGGGAAGUGUGGGGAAGAUGAGGGUUAAGGCUGACGUGGUCAUCACUACACCUCUUGUCUUUUCCAUGGAGCGCUCAUACCUCGAGGAAGUUGCAUGGGGCGCCAUAGCAGCGGACGGCAGCAUGCAGAUGUGGACGGCGCACGAGGCCAGUGCCGCCCACUCCAUGGGGUGGCCGCGCUCCGUCUUUUCCCUGCACACCUGCCUGCGCGUGCUGGUUGCCUCACACGAGCCCCAGGCACACCACUGGGAUGCUGGGGACGUGACCAUCAUGAUAGUCGUCCCAGCUCAUUGA